UCGUCUCACAAUUUUUUUUUGUGUCAAUCUAGAACUUCUUCCUGCUCUCCUCUUCCAUGGAUAAAACGGUGCGAUUGUGGCACAUAUCGAGGAGAGAGUGUCUCUGCUGCUUUCAGCACAUUGAUUUCGUCACAGCCAUUGCUUUCCACCCCAGAGACGAUAGAUACUUUUUAAGUGGCUCUCUGGAUGGGAAGCUACGACUCUGGAACAUUCCUGACAAGAAGGUGGCGCUGUGGAACGAGGUGGACGGCACAACACGCCUCAUCACGGCAGCUAACUUCUGCCAAAAUGGGAAGUACGCUGUCAUCGGAACGUACGAUGGCCGGUGCAUCUUCUAUGACACGGAGCGUCUGAAAUACCACACUCAAAUUCAUGUGAGGUCCACCAGAGGCAGGAACAAAGUAGGACGCAAAAUCACCGGCAUUGAGCCCCUACCUGGAGAGAACAAGAUUUUGGUGACCUCAAACGAUUCCCGCAUCCGCCUUUAUGACCUGAGGGACUUGUCUUUAUCCAUGAAAUACAAAGGUUAUGUCAACAGCAGCAGCCAGAUCAAGGCCAGCUUCAGGUGAGGAUGGCUCUCUUUC
Messenger RNA from Notothenia coriiceps (black rockcod), 584 nucleotides. Its product is annotated as WD repeat-containing protein 44-like. The record is from RefSeq and is a predicted model, not a curated record. Lineage: Eukaryota; Metazoa; Chordata; Actinopteri; Perciformes; Nototheniidae. The coding region runs from base 57 to 569 and encodes 170 amino acids. The transcript has 4 exons. Gene Ontology annotation, molecular function: protein binding.